Messenger RNA from Lactuca saligna, 804 nucleotides. The record is from the annotation of a GenBank genome assembly. Lineage: Eukaryota; Viridiplantae; Streptophyta; Magnoliopsida; Asterales; Asteraceae.
AUGGGUUGGUGUGGUUUUCUUAGACUCUAUGAUAGAACUUACGAGGAACCCACAAUGGAAUUUCUUAGCACAUAUGCACGAGAUGAUGUUGCGAAAGUCCUCACAUUCCAGUUGAAAGGGGAGUACCAUAGGCUUACAUAUGCAGAGCUUGAUUCCAUCAUGGGUGUUGACGAUCCAGACUACACCAAUUUCCGGUCUCACUACCUUCAACCCAAGUCGACAGCGAACCAAGCACAUCGUUCACCUAUUUGGCGAAUUGCUCACCAAGUUCUCACGACAAGCAUCUUCAGGCGCCUUGAGCCCGGUCAAAUCAACAGAUGUAAGCUAUUUUUCCUCAGAAGCCUGAGGUGUAGACUCUCCCUCAGUUUUUCAGCCUUCUUUCUAGACAAAUGUGACUCCAUACGUCAGCGCACUACAGAGGAAAUCUUCUUCAGGGGACUUAUCACGAUCAUAGGUCCAGCCGUUGGCCUGGACUUCCCUGCUCCUAAGUACAUACCUGCCGACAACCCACCAAACUUCCUGCUAGACUGUGACGCUCUCAUUCGUAUGGAGAUGUUGCUCGCUUGGGGAACCCGCAUGUACAAAUUCGACGAUGAUGAGGGUGACAACGCAGAGGAGCUUGAGGAAGAAGAUGAAGAGGACGAUGAGAUGCCCGAGGCUGAAGAGAAUUUUGACCAGCCUUCGGUGCAACAGCCGAUGUAUCAACAUGACCACUUCCAGGCCCCUCCACAACAUUUUGACCAGUCGCAUCAGCAUGGGGGACACAAAGUCCCAUCAUAUUUGUCCCCUACAUUUUUUGAUUGA